CAUAGGGACGAGCUCGUUACUUCCGGGUUCACCUGGCAGGUAAACAUCAGUUUGGACCGGAGUUCGGAGCUGAGGAGACGCAGGACGAUGAGAAGAGACCCGACGGAAGGUCCCGGUGAAGAACGAACUUGUGUCAGAAAGUGUUGACUGGAGGUUCGGCUGAGAUCAAGAUGGGAGAUUUCAUGAAGACAAAGCUGGUGAGCGCCAUCCAGCUGCAGGAGGUGGAGAUGCAGGAGAAACCCGCUGACAACCCGCAGGGCACAAAGCAAACGCACAGUGAGACGUUCUCCGUUGAAGAAGCUGUUGAAACAAUCGGAUUUGGUCGCUUUCACAUCCUGCUCUUCAUCAUCAUGGGCAGCGCCAACAUUGUGGAGGCCAUGGAGAUCAUGCUGCUGGCUGUUGUCUCUCCAGAGAUCCGGUGCGAGUGGCGUCUGGAGGACUGGCAGGUCGCCCUCGUCUCCACGAUGGUGUUCCUUGGCUUCAUGGUUUGUGGCGUCCUGGCCGGAUACCUCGCUGACCAAUACGGCCGCUGGAAGGUGGUGUUCGGAGGCUUCGUGUGGAGCGCUUACUUCUCUCUGCUCACCUCCUUCGCUCCUUCGUACGGUUGGUUCAUCUUCCUCCGCAGCAUGGUGGGCUGUGGGGUCGCAGGAGUGUCUCAGGGCUUCGUGUUGAAGACGGAGUUCAUCCCGUCAAAGUACCGAGCCAUCCUGCUGCCUCUGGCCACUAUAUUCUGGAUGUUGGGUUCCAUGCUGAUCAUCAUACUUGGAAUGCUGGUGGUUCCCACUUUGGGCUGGAGGUGGAUGAUCCGGAUCUCCGUCACCCCCAGUAUCAUCCUCCUCUUCCUUUUUCAGUUCAUCCCUGAGUCGGCUCGCUAUAACGUGUCAGCAGGAAACAUGGCGGCUGCUGUUGAGACUCUGCAGAGAAUCGCUAAAAUGAACCGGGCGUCUCUUCCUCCAGGAGAACUGGUGGAGCCGAGGGUGGAGCAAAGAGGAAGUUUGAAGGUUCUGCUCGGUCCUUCGUUCAGGACGACGUCGUUGCUGCUCUGGUUCUCAUGGUUUGUGGCCUCCUUCACUUACUACGGCUCAGUGCUCGGCAGCUCGGAGCUGCUGGAGAAGAACUUGUUGUGUUUGACGGAUCCCGAAGGAGAACAUCUGGUAAAACACAGAAACGUGGACGGACGCUGUUACUGCAUCCCCUUCCAGCUCAGAGACUACCAGACGCUGCUCAUCAGCUGCCUGGGAGAAGUGGCAUUGGUCCCAGUAAAUAUUGGUUUGCUGAAUGUGUUGGGACGAAAGAUGAGUCUGACUGUCCUUCAGCUGGGGGCGGCCAUUUUGUUCAUGAUGCUCAACAUCUGCACCACCAUGUUUGGGUUCACGGUGUUGCUGUUCCUGCUGCGAUCUCUGGUUUCCAUGAACUUUAACGUGGUUUACAUUUACACUGCUGAGGUGUAUCCCACUGCGGCUCGGUCUCUGGGGAUGGGCUUCUGCACGUCAUUUAGUCGGAUUGGAGGAAUGAUCGCUCCGUUUAUCGCUCAGGUGUUAAUGUCCCAGUCGGUGAUUUUGGCACUCACUCCGUUUGCCGUGAGCUGUGUGGUCUGCGCUCUGGGAAACUUUCUCUUGCCGAUAGAAACGAGAGGACGAGCUCUGCAGCAAAGCUCUUGAUGACAUCUACCUACAGACUAAAUGAAUGUUUUAUCAUUGUUACAUCUGUAAUAUAAAGA
Messenger RNA from Pungitius pungitius (ninespine stickleback), 1720 nucleotides. RefSeq names its product SVOP-like (gene svopl). Gene Ontology annotation, molecular function: transmembrane transporter activity. The transcript is spliced from 16 exons. The record is from RefSeq and is a predicted model, not a curated record. NCBI's taxonomy places the organism in Eukaryota, Metazoa, Chordata, Actinopteri, Perciformes, Gasterosteidae. Bases 171 to 1661 code for a protein of 496 amino acids. Gene Ontology annotation, biological process: transmembrane transport. Gene Ontology annotation, cellular component: membrane.